Mugil cephalus (flathead mullet) is the source of this 4189-nucleotide messenger RNA. RefSeq names its product HMG box-containing protein 1-like. Lineage: Eukaryota; Metazoa; Chordata; Actinopteri; Mugiliformes; Mugilidae. The coding region runs from base 170 to 1693 and encodes 507 amino acids. Gene Ontology annotation, cellular component: nucleus. The transcript is spliced from 13 exons. Gene Ontology annotation, molecular function: DNA-binding transcription factor activity, RNA polymerase II-specific; RNA polymerase II cis-regulatory region sequence-specific DNA binding; RNA binding. The record is from RefSeq and is a predicted model, not a curated record. Gene Ontology annotation, biological process: regulation of transcription by RNA polymerase II.
CUGAUAAAGAGGAGAGCGAGCUCUCACCGAACCCACCAAUGAGGACGCGAGAAGCUGUUGAUUGACGUGCGCUCUGCCCAAUAGGAUCGCUUGGGAAAUUGUGUUUACACCCGCCCCCUUUUCCGUACAAGGCGACUGUUUUGUCUGCAUGUUUCAGUGAGUGGACAUCAUGGUGUGGGAGGUGGUCACUCCAGCUGUGCUGUCAAGUGACCCCAAAUACACGGACGUGCAGGAACCAGAGCCUCAGGCUGAGCACACAGGAAUGAUGAUGGACGCCGACGGGGACCAAUUGCGCGACCCGCUCCGUUGUGACGAGCACUUCCCCUCCUCGCUCGGCUUCCCCACCAGUGACAGCUACAUGGAAUAUGACGACCUCCCGGAGCUAGAGGAGGUCCAAGAAGAAUCGACGGCAGCACCUGUUUACCAGGUGGAGCUGGGCGUGUCGCACCAUGAGCGGCGCGCACACCUGCAAGCGCACAGUCCACAGCUUCCAGAGACGCACUGGCUGACACAGCUGGCGCACAUCGCCACCGGACCUCAGAGCCCACUGUUACAGGAGUCUCCUUACAGGAGCCCUUCUGCCGUCUGCGUCCCGAGCACCAGCAGCGAUCUACAUUCCUACGCUCGGCCUCCUCCUCCUCUCCCCAGCGGCACCAUGUCGUCCCUCAGGGGUCACGGCAGGGAGCGUCAGCGCAGCAGGACGAGCAGUGAAUGUGGCUCUGCGGUGUCAACCAGAUCCUCUCUGUCUGAUGAAGAAGAUAUGGGUUGGAGCUUUUCCUGCCCACCCACCGCCUGGCACUGCUUUCUCAAAGGAGCACGCUUGCGUUUCCACAGUGGACGUAAUGUGGAGUGGCAGGACGCUGAGGACUUGGAGUCUUGUGAGGAAGACUCUGCAGACGAGGAGCAGUCCAGAUUUCUGAAGAGUUAUGGCUCGGAGGGUUUGCAGCUGGUGGAGCACGCAGAGAUCGUGCUGUCCGGUCAGGCCGUCCUACAGCUGACCUUUGACCCCGGGGCAUUUGGAUGUACCCCCGUGACCGCCCGCUGCCAGCUAGACCACCCCUUCUACGUCAAAAACAAAGGGUGGUCGUCAUUUUACCCGAGCCUGACCGUGGUGCGCUAUGGGAUACCGUGCUAUGAAAUGGAGGUGGGAGAUUUGUGCCUCCCUCCAGGACACAGAGACGCCAAGCACACGGAUGAUUCACUGGUGUUUGACACAUUUAAAAGUUAUGACUUCACUCCUCUGGACUCCUCUGCGGUGUACGUGUUGAGCAGCAUGGCCCGACGGCGACGGGCCUCCCAGUCCAGCGGGGGAGCCGUUUCCCCAGACAGAGACACGUUACGAGACACACACAGCCCCAGCCAUUCCCACUCCACUCAGCGAAAGCCUGCAGCCAAAACCCAGCCCGCCGGUGCGCAAGGAGGCAACGGCGCCGCGUCCAACAAGUGCAAGCGGCCAAUGAACGCCUUCAUGCUGUUUGCCAAGAAGUUCAGAGUGGAGUACACGCAGAUGUACCCCGGCAAGGACAACAGAGCCAUCAGCGUCCUCCUCGGCGAGCGGUGGAAGAAGAUGCGAACGGAGGAGCGCCGCACGUUCACCCUUCAGGCCAAAGCACUCGCCGACGAGCAGAAGAGGCUAAACCCCGACUGCUGGAAACGCAAAAGAACCAACUCUCAGGGCUGUCAAGGAAAUUAAGGCUAGAUGAGAAGAGGACGUUUGACAGAAGCCUGAGGAGUAAACACACGCGCAUAUUCAGAAGUGACAAGGAAUAGAUGUUAUGCAUAACCUAAAACAAGAUUCUCUUGUUCCAGAAAAGAAAAAAAAAAGAAAAAGAAAAAAAAAGCAGCCUUCGCUUUUAGCAAACACUCGGAGCCGCUCUCCUUCGCUUUUAACGGGGGGCUACGCGCGACGUUAUCAAGUGCUUUAAAUCAUUAUUUGUCUGUAAAUCUAACGCGGUGUCAAACGUUGCCUUUUAAUGCUGCAGAGCACCACAGUGCCUUCUGAUGGAGAGGACUUUUUUUUUUUUUUUUUUUCCAAACAAAGUCACGAAGCAGAUCAACGGGUUUUUUUUCUCUUCCAGAGUUCACCUCCACGUGUGAUUUUACAGCAAUGUGACAAUACAAAAAAAAAAAUACAGAGGUUCUGAUUGUCUUCAGAUUCUCACCAUAUGCUUGAAACAAGUGGAAGUUGUGGUGCUGUAGCAUUUUAGCCAAAGUAGAGAAUGUAGCUAUUUUCCCAAAAUUAUAUAUUAUAUAGAAAGAAACAAUUUAUUUUCUUGCCUGUAUGACUUGGACUCAGUGUUAUUGCACAAGACUAUAUAUAUAUAUAUAAAUAUUAACUUUGCUUUAAUGUAAUUUAUCACGUAGUAUUUAGUUAUUAAACAAAUGUUUAUCAUAUAUUCUUAAAUAGGGGCCUGGGUUUUUAAUUCAGCUUAAUUUGAGAGAAUGAGGCUUUUAUUAUGGAGAGUUGUGUUCCCUUCUUUGUUGCGGUAAGAGUUAGUUUCCAUUAGUGCAACUAUUUUUCACAUUUGAGGUACCCGUGGAGUUUUUUUUUUUUUUUUUUGAAACAAACAAAAAGUUGAGUUCAGUUCAUUUCCGUGAGGUGUAAAUAACCUUGGACUGCAUUCCUCAGAAAACAAUGGCAGAAGGCAGACUGCUGCAUGCCCCGACUCAUUACUGCCACCUGUUGGUCAGCCAUGGAUAAGGCCAUGUGUGCGCACCCUUAUUUGUGGGUCUUUCAGAGCAUAAACAAACCUCUUCAAAGGUCAGGAACUCCACAGAAAUCAUGUAAAAGAACCACCUCAUGUUUCCUAAGACUCUUACUCUGAAACAGAAAGAAGAGGUUAAAUUUCCCUGGUAGCCGCUAGAGGAAGCGUAGCCAAAGCCAAACUGUACUUAAAAUGAAUGCUGUGGAAAUGGUAACUAUUAGCAUUUUACCUUGCCAGACAUUGUAUCUGUAUCAGUCAUUUUGUUUUCCUUCGGCUUUUGUCUUAGUCACGACUUUUAUUAGAAAAACCAAAUGAUACAGUUUAAAUGGCUGUAGUGCCUUAGAUGGGUUCUUAUUUGCCGCUGUAGUUCAGGUACAGGAUGACAACAAGGCUUAGAUUUGAUAGCCAAAGUGCUCAAGUGUCUCUGAGCAAGAUUUGUGUUUUGUUUUUGUUUUUUUCAUAGCGCCUGUAGGGGGAGACAAAAACAUUCUCUCAAUGCGCAGUUUCAACUUUCUUUUAACUGUGGCCAUAACAACAUUUUGUUUAAGGUGUUUCCACAAAAAAUGGCUUUUGCUGAACUAUUUUACCUGUCAUCUUUUUUUUACUAUUAUUAUUAGUUCCCUGAUAAAAUUGUAAAAUUAGUUGUUUCUUCCCCAUUCUCGACAUUAAUAUUUCUGGCCGCUGUCCGUCAGGUAGUGUGUACACUGAGGAUUUAUUUUAUAUAUAUAUUUUUUAAAACAAAUCUCUCUGAUCAGGACUCAUAAUAUUUGGUGGAGUUAACUGGUAUGAAGGUGGACUCCACUAGUGACCAGUAUGAUCAGAAAUCAGAAAAUAUUAGGUGUUGUGAUUUUAUUCCUUUCUCCAUUUCUUUGAGUUUGUUUACAUGCACCCUGUGAACGUAAAAGACACAAGCAUUUUUUUCCUUUCAGUCGCUUAAAAGUCAGAGAGAGUGAUCUGGCUAAUGCCUAGAGCCGAUGAAAAGCUUAAAAAGGCAAGACCCGGGGUAAUAAAAACAAAUAUAUAAAUAUAUCAGCCUCUGAUGUUACCUCAAAUGCAGAGUGCACGUAAACACACCCACUGCAGCCGUCUUUAGAAAUUCCAUAGGUGUAGCUGUGUGAAGCUUUGGAAAUGUCACUUGAUUCGAUGCGAGUAGGUGUAUGUAGACUUACUAUCGAUGCAGAGUGUGAAGGCAGGAUGAAAAUAAAUUAAAAACCAACCCAAGACACGGGCCCUCAUACUCUCACUGCAUAACGAGGUUUAUUCUUAAUGCACUAUAUACACUUUAUCUUACGUGACUGCUACAGUAUGAUGUGUAAUGACAAAUAUUAAUAUGAUUAUUUAGAAAUAUAUAUUUUUGGUGCGGACUUAAUCUUUGGUAACUUUUCAUGGUUUGACUUAUUGUCUUUGCUUUCGUGUACAGGUGGGUCAGGGGAGACAAUGCAAUACAUUAUAUUACAGGAGAAAUAAAAGCAUGUGAAACCUGU